This is a messenger RNA of Oikopleura dioica, 2652 nucleotides long. NCBI's taxonomy places the organism in Eukaryota, Metazoa, Chordata, Appendicularia, Copelata, Oikopleuridae. The record is from the annotation of a GenBank genome assembly.
AUGGCUUCGUUUUUCGUCGACUGGCCGAAAUACCUUGAUUUUGGCGUAGUCGACUCAACGAUCACUGAGUGCAAGGACUAUUUUGGCAACCUGACUGACUACGGUGUUUUCCAACUUUCGUCGAAUCUAUCGGCCGAAGCACUUGAAGGCCCGGAGUGCAUCAAUUUCUCCAUUUUCAACGAGUCCAAGCUAGUUUUAGGAUGUUUUAUCGGUUUUCUGGGUCUCUUGGCCGUUUUCUGGCUCAUCUUUGGUCAUCUCUUGGACAAAGUUAAAAUUCAAACAGAACGACAAGUCGAUGACCUUUCUACUGGAGAGUUCUAUGGGCUUUCUGGCAUCCAGAUGAAGUUUUCAAUCAACCAAAUGAGCGAAAACACAAUAUUCGAUCUGUAUCUUCUAUUUGAAGGCGAUAACGGGGAAAAGAAAGCAAUCAUCUACCGAGACGCGAAUAAAAAAAUGGCCAAGAAUAAUGCUUUGACUUUGUCUAUCGAUGAAGAUUUUGCCAACAACGUCGAAAAUGUUAGCAUUUGUCUUUACUCGCGAGACUCAAAAGAAGAUUAUUACGGCUUCAUUUCCUCAAUGCAGAUCUUCAACGACGGCACCAAAAUUGGAACAUGGAAAGGAAGCCGCUCGCUCUUCGCUCUUCAACCCUCAAUAAUCAACUUGUCAAAGAAGCAAAGUAAAUCAUCGUAUCUUGCCCUCACUACGAUUUUCCCGAAGAUAGAAGAGAUUCUUAUCUCUAUGAUGGCCGCAGUUUUGGUUUAUUCUUCCUUGCUCUCCGAGGCCGACUUGGAUUCUGACGACCAGGUUGAGAGGAUCCGCGCGAUGACCGAUGCCAAUAACAAUGGAUUGCUCUGGUUCAACCGAAUGUUCAUGGCUUCUAUUUUCACCAGCAUUCCCGCGGGGAUCGUCUUCAAGAUCCUUCACAUUCUUAUGGAAUACGAGACUGAAUCAAUCAGCCACGUACCUGUAAUUCAAAGUAAUCGGCAACUGAAAAUCACAGAAAAUGGAGAAAAUACUUGGAUUUAUUGCCUACUGGGGCAAACUGAACCCUGCCCCCAAGCGAGUGCACUUAUUUUCUCAAGAAUGAUUCACAAGAGAGGCUUCAUUCGAGGAGAACUUCAACGAGCAGUAUUUAUGAAAGGGACCAAAGCAAAAUUGGGUUACAAAAUAACAACGAAAAUCGAUGAAGCUGGCGAACGAAAAAAUAAUGCAACUGAAUUCUUUGCAAUGGACCAAAGAAAAUUUUCACUGAUGCUCGAGGAUAUCGAAAUAACCACACAAGUUGGCAGAGAAUCAAAAGCGCCACGAAAAUCAAAUUCGAUCGACUCCGAUGUCAGCAACUUCUCAAGACUUACAGCUCGUGCAAGCUCAAAGGAAAUGUCCGUCGUCCCAUCUUCGAUAAACGUCCGAGAAUCGAUCAGAGGAAUGAUGGUCAAAACUGUGAAGUCGGAACCCAUGGAAGACUUCGAAAGUAAAAGAAACGACAGUGCUAGAAGUGCUUCAAAAUUGAGAAGAGCUUCUAAUCCUGAAGCUGAAAAUGAAAGCGAGGAGGAGGCCGAGGAAAGUUUUGUCGAAGAAUUGCCGAUUCAAGACGGCUAUACAACGAAUCCCAACCUAAAUAGCCGAAUAUGGGAACCAUCAGUUAUCCUAAAAGAAAACGAGUGGCUCAUUCGCCCUGAAGAUAUUCCUGGUUCUGACCCAAGAAGACAUGAUCCAACUGGAGAAUCCGUCACAGUUGUCAAUCCGAUUUUUCACCCUGAGAUGUUCGACGGCGUUGAUGAGAAAAAAGUCGACAACUUGACAGAUUUUCAAGAGACUUCGGACCUAAUCUCGGAGGCUUACAGAAACAAUCCAUCGAUGCUUUCAGUGCCAUCAACUGCGAUUCCCGGCCUUGAGCCAAGAUUGAGCAGGAGGAUGACCGAACAAGCCUCUCGACAGUUGGCAGCCAACUUGGCUGCACAGCGCGAUUCUCAAGUAGAAAAGGAAGCAGCGCCAGUACCAGUUCCAGCUGAGCAGAAAAGAAGACGAAGAAAGAAAACUGGCGAAGAAAAUGGGCCGGCAAUCGAGUCUCCAGUAGAAACAGCUCCAUCUCAACCAUCGACCAAACAAGGAGGUCAAGAGGAAACAACUGUUGUCAAAAGAAGACGCCGGACCGAUACUCCAGCAGAUCAAGGUGCUGCACCAGCAGAACAAGUUGCUUCUUCGGCUCCGGUAGAACCCACUGAGACUGCUCCUGAGCGGACAACUGUUGUCAAGAAAAGACGACGACGAGUUGAGCCUCCAGCUGAACAAGCCGCUGCUCCAGCACCAGAAGAGCCCGUCGAGCCCGCAACAACUCAAGUAGUAGUCAAGAAAAAACGCAGAAGAAAGGUCGUAGAUCCGGCACUAGAGCCAAGUCAGGGAGCGCAACAACGACACUGGAGAAAGAGAAUCACAAAGAUGAGGAAACUGCUUGCGCCAGUUGCGGAAGUUAUAUUCUUCGUUCUCGUUUUGAUCGUCGGAACAUCAAUCCUCAACACAUAUCUUUUCAAAAACGAAAAAGAGCUCUUCCUGACGCAUGCAAUUGGACUAACCUUCAUCACCCAGAUUCUUUGGAGUACGACUCUUGGAGAUUUGAUCACCGAGAAAGUCACUCGAUGUAUCCUCGGCUAA